AUGAAUUCAACGAAUUCCACACACGAGGACUUCACUCGCCAACAGAAUUUUCACGUGCCGACCUUGGAUCAUCCAGUCGGUGUCGUCCACGGAGGGAGAGUGGUGUACCAGCAUGUUGGAAAGUUAGUCCGACCACCCGAGACGUCCAGCGCUGCCACCUCGCAGCCUCGUUUUUCCAUCGAAGACGGACCCUUCGUGGCGGUGGUGUCGAUUGGAAGUCUCUUCGUGGCGCUGACGGUCGUCCUGGUAGCCGUCAGCUUUGUGUUCCUGCGACGUCAGUCCAGGAAGGAGGUCGCACGGCAGCCCAGCGGCAUGAUCGUCACUCACAGCGGAACUGCUCGGCACUUGGAAGAAGCCUCAGUGAUGGAAUGGAAGUACAGCCUCACCUCCAGUACGUCGGGCGACUUCGACGAGCUCUCAGACGUCUCAGAGGUAGUUGAUCUAGACGACACGCCACCGCACACCCUGGGCAGGGUCUUUGCAAACCCACAUUUGUGUCCGCGACACUCCCAGAUGUUACACAUUCACAGCGCGAGUUUUGUGUAA
Messenger RNA from Mesocestoides corti, 546 nucleotides. NCBI's taxonomy places the organism in Eukaryota, Metazoa, Platyhelminthes, Cestoda, Cyclophyllidea, Mesocestoididae. The record is from the annotation of a GenBank genome assembly.